CGCGGUUCUGGCGCCGCGUGUGGACGGCUAAAGCGCCCCGGGCCGAGUCUCUCCGGGUUCUUAGCCUUGGCGGCCGGACGGGGAGAUGGCGGCGGAGGUGUUGCCGAGUGCGAGGUGGCUAUACUGUGGGCAGCCCGACGAGAGCCAGAGAGCCGUACUGGUGCAGUUCUCCAACGGGAAGCUGCAGAAUCCAGGCAACGUGCGUUUUACUUUGUACAAGAGCAAUGACUCCACAAACCCCAGGAAGAGGAGUCAGCGGAUUCUGGCAGCUGAAACAGACAGACUUUCCUACGUGGGAAACAAUUUCGGGACUGGAGCCCUCAAAUGCAACACUUUGUGCAGGCACUUUGUGGGAAUUCUCAACAAGACCUCUGGCCAGAUGCAAGUGUAUGAUGCUGAAUUGUUCAACAUGCAGCCACUGUUUGCAGAUGAAUCACUUGAGAGCGACUUGACACAAGAGAGUCAGGCCAAAACUUUUAGAGAAAAGAUGGAUUCUUGCAUUGAAGCCUUUGGAACCACCAAACAGAAGCGGGCUUUGAACUCCAGAAGAAUGAACACAGUUGGCAGUGAAUCUCUGAACUGUGCAGUAGCUAAAGCUGCAGAGAAUAUUAUUGAUGCGAAGGGUGUAACUGCUCUGGUCAACGAUGCCAUCCAUGAUGAUCUGCAGGAUGACUCCCUCUACCUUCCUCCCUGCCACGCUGAUGCUGCCAAGCCUGAAGACGUAUAUAAAUUUGAAGACCUUCUCUCCACUGCGGAGUAUGAAGCUCUUCAGAGCCCAUCCGAAGCUUUUAGGAAUGUCUCAUCAGAGGAAAUACUGAAGAUGAUUGAAGAGAACAGCCACUGCUCCUUUGUCAUAGAAGCAUUGAAGUCUUUGCCAUCAGAUGAGAAGAGCCGAGACCGCCAGGCCCGAUGCAUAUGGUUUCUGGACACGCUCAUCAAAUUUCGAGCACAGAAAGUGAUAAAGCGGAAAAGUGCCCUGGGACCCGGAAUCCCCCAUGUCAUCAACACCAAAUUGCUGAAGCACUUCACCUGCUUGACCUACAACAACGGCAGCCUACGGAACUUAAUUUCGGAUUCUAUGAAGGCGAAGAUCACUGCAUAUGUAAUCAUACUUGCCUUGCACAUAAGCGACUUCCAGAUUGACCUGACAAUGUUACAGAGGGACUUGAAGCUCAGUGAGAGAAGGAUGAUUGAGAUAGCGAAAGCCAUGAGGCUGAAGAUCUCUAAAAGAAAGGUGUCUCUGGCAGCUGGCAGGGAAGAGGAUCACAAACUGGGCACCCUGUCCAUCCCGCUGCCUCCAGCCCAGACCUCGAAACACCAGUCAAAGCGGAGGAAAAUCACCUAGAGGUGUGCUUCCCAGAUAAGAGCAUUUUGGUCACCCACAGCCACUUCUUUUCUUUUCCAUUUUUAUUUUUAUAAUAAGAAGGAAAAAGAAGCCUCGCUUUGGCGUGGGUAUGAAGCCAGAAGCCAGCAUCUCAGCAUCUCAAGUUGUGCUUGUCUUCAGUGGAAACAUAAAGUGAUGACCAUGUUAGCCUUGA
Molecule: messenger RNA, 1538 nt
Organism: Nyctereutes procyonoides (raccoon dog)
Lineage: Eukaryota; Metazoa; Chordata; Mammalia; Carnivora; Canidae
Gene: POLR1E
Product: RNA polymerase I subunit E
Exons: 12
Coding region: 86-1345 (419 amino acids)
Biological process (GO): nucleolar large rRNA transcription by RNA polymerase I; RNA polymerase I preinitiation complex assembly; transcription elongation by RNA polymerase I
Cellular component (GO): RNA polymerase I complex
Molecular function (GO): DNA binding
Source: RefSeq, a predicted model, not a curated record